Messenger RNA from Symbiodinium sp. CCMP2592, 4116 nucleotides. The record is from the annotation of a GenBank genome assembly. Lineage: Eukaryota; Dinophyceae; Suessiales; Symbiodiniaceae.
AUGCAGCUUCCAGAUUCGGAGCUGACCUACCGAGGCCGGCAGGAGCAAUCGGCUGCAUCAUCUUCAGAAUCCUGGAAGGGCCACAGUGUGGGUUGCAGAGGCUUCUUUGCCAUUUUGCUUUGGUUGCUGAGAAACAAGAGUCUAGCAAAUGAAUGCAAACGGCUUGCUUUGAAGCUGUUCCUGGGGAUGGCUUGUUUGUGCAUUGCAGCAGCUGCAGAUGAGGAGACUGUGUUCAUGGCUAUGCUUGUGGAUAGACAGGGUUCGCUGAAACAGUCGCAACUGUCCUUCGAGGGGCACAGGCUGGUGUGUGCAGGGGCCUGGUCCUCUCUGCUGGCUUCCUGUCCAGGUGGAUCGGACAUCUGGUCAAAACUAUCCCGAUGCACUUGGAUGGGCCGCUGCAUCACUAGCCCAGCUGAGGCAGCCACGUUGGAGGAUUUCCUUUUCUACUUGGCAUGGUUGUUCUGCCACCCGAAAUCGCAGAAGAGAGGCCAGAAUCUCUUCAGCUGCAUGGCACUAUGCACUUUGCCCCGAGUCCUCUCUGUUUUGGGUGGCCGGCUGAUGUUGUUCGCAAAGCAAUUAGCCAAGCAAGAACUGGACGUGUUGCCCGUUAUGAAAACGAAGAAUGAUGUCGCCAGAAAGCAGUCUGAUCCAGUCAAUAGAAUGAUACUCAUGUACAGGCUUCGCAGGGAGAAGAUGAGACGACGGCAAGUUGCUAGAACCCACGAAGACCUGAGUUUGUCCACGGUUCGCUUCAUGCAGUACGAAGCUUUUUUGGACUGUCUUUUGCAUUACAACUCAGUGAAGCAUGUUUUUUCGCAGGAGCGGCAAUUGUGUAUUGCUUGGGACCCGUCGUCCUACGGAGGAAAAGAAGUUCUGGUGGGUGCCGUCUAUAGCAGGCGGCUGGACAAAGCGGCUUGGCUGCUAAACCAAGAGCUGCGACCUGUCAUGCUGGGAGAUAUCGACGAGACUUUGUUGCCUCUCGCUAAGCAAGCGAAGUUGAAGCGGGUCGCUGGAUACAACGAGCUCAGGGGACUGUCCGCUUCUUUGCGAACCCUCGGUUUGAGUUUGUUGGAUUUCCUAAUUCCAGAUGGUCUGAUUGCAAGACCGUUGGCGGCGAAUGAGUUCCGUUUGCAGGGGCCUGACGGAAGAUGGUGGGUGCACGACGAAUCGGCAGGCACCACAGUGCCGCAAAUCCCGGCAUCUCUUCGAAAUCAGCUUGACCGAGUGCCGAUACUGCUUUCUGUAUCGGACCAGGGACCAGUUAAUGUUUCGGCGCUAAAUUUCCUGCAGUAUGGCAGCCCUGUCUGCAUCGAUAGCCAGUUUGAUACGUUCCACAGGGCGUGGAAUGACAUCAAGGCAUCGCUGAAACGUUCUGUGUACAAGGGUUGGAGAACAGUGCUCGUGCUGACGGUGGUAGCGAACUUACCGUACGGACCCUACAGUAGCAGCCAAUUCUUUUUCCGCAAAAAAGCGAAACUGGAGGAGUUCCUCGCCACCAGAACAUCUGACUGUGACAGUUGGCAACGAUACGUGGGACUCAUCAGCAGAGAGCAGCGAGUUCAGGAGCCGAGAACAAAAGAUGCCAACGAAGCUAUGUUCACAUCGCUCCGCGACAUGCCAUCGUUCCAAACCAAGGGACCAUUGGUGAAGCUGCUUCGAUGGUUCUCCUUUUUUGAAAGCAUGACUUUCUUAUCUGGUCAGUUCUGGGCUACAAAGAUGGUGCUCCAAGAGAGCAUGGCUGGUCAUGCCGAGUCCGAGGAGUCCGGCGACGAGACCAUGCCGAAUGCCAAGGACCCCGCCACUGGGGCAAUCAUGUUCAGCAGCUUUUUUCUUUUGGCGAAAGAGCUGCAGGAACUGAAGAAAAAGAAAGGGUCGUGGAGGCUCGCUGGACAAGCCAUCACCGAACUGAACCUUUGCAUCAAAGAUUGUAUUCUUUCAGUUGGCAAAGCCUCGUGGAAGUUCCAUGCCGAGCGGGCUCGUGCCAUCAAGAGCCCCAUGCAAGUGCUAUCGCACAACGUGGCCUGUGCAAGCUCGAGAUUCUGGGCAUUGGAACUCGAGGAGAUGCUGGAGUCGUCUUUGUGGGAUGCCAGCAUGCUGCAACAUGUGCUGCCACGCUUUCAGGGGCAUGAGAAAGCCUUGCAUAUCCAGGCCCGAAAGCUUGCUUUGGAACAUUGGCGAUGCCUGCUGGAUGCUGAAGCAGCUGAGUCGCAAGGUGCCGUGGUCGGGCCUUUGGCCGUCAUGCACUGGCGACACAGUGCAUUGAUGAGGAUACUGCUGAUGGCUUUUGAAGACGACGACCGUUCGAAGUCCAGGUCAGGGCCCGGACAGGCCGCUGGUUUGCUGAUGGUUCUGUCGAAACACUUGGGGGAUUCACGCCUCGUGGAACAGGCUCAUCAAACGGCCAAAGAUCUUUUUAGGUCGAACAAGAAUGUGUCCUUCAGCAACACCGGCAUCAUGUCUAAGAUUUUGACAUCAGAUGUGCUGGAGAAGCGAGGCAUGACAGUCGUCAAAACAAGUAUGGCUGACAAGGUGACAGCUCCUGCCCCAGGUAAGGCCGGACAUGUUUCUUCUGUGACCGGACUUAUGAAAGCAUCCACGCACAAGCUGCCCAAGAGCAUGCAGGAGCUCAUGGUCCCCCGAAAGAAAAAAGAUGAAUGGCCAUCUCCUACGCCUGCUGCACUGUUUGACUCUGCUGCUGCCACGGCCUGGCUCAUGCAUUAUUGGCCGCAGAAAGAUGCAGGGUCCUGGCCGGAGACUGUGAAUGUCAACUCCGCUUGGCUGUCAGUGCUGGCACUACCUGGCAGUUGUCUCGCUCAACAAUCCACCUCUUCCUUGGUCAAGGUGGUGGCUGCAACGGAAUAUGCCUUCCUCGCAUGGGAGUUUUCAGUGCAGAAGCUUCCUGAUGGAGACACCUGCUAUUGUUUGAGACCGGACCGGAGAUGUCUCAAAUGGCGGCACAUCGUGGACCUGGACGACUGGGCAUUUGUUCCGACCGAGCCAGUGUUGUUGAACCAAACCUUGGGGCCCAUUGGCUGGAAGAAAUCAGGGGAAUCUAUGUCUUUGCAAUGUGCGGUUUGUUUGGCUGGUCUUCCCUUGACAGUGGUGCAAAUGAGAGAUCUUGUCAAGCUUCUCGGUGGACAUGUGAAAGGCAAUGCAAGCAGGAAAACGGUGGAAGAGCAUGUCUGGGGCUUGAGUUUUCCAGAGGAUGAACUUGAAGCAGCCAAGGCGGCUGCAAAGCCCAACGUUGAAGAGCAUGAUAACGAUUGGGACUCGGAGCUCUCUGAAGUCAUCAGCGAACUUGACCAGGACGACGCCAACAAACAGGACUUGCAAGAGAUGAAAGCGCGGAAAAAGAAAGCCAAGCUGUUGAUGAAGAUGGAUGCGAAGCAGCACGAUCAACCUAUUCCGACUCGAGGCAAAGCCAAGGGCAGAGGAAAGGGCAGGGGAAAGGGCAAGGGAAAGGGCAACAGAAAGAAGGAUGAGAAAACGACGACGAAGAAACGGGGCCGCCUGGACGAUUCAUCCUUUGCUUCUCGCACCUUCAAACGACGGAGGCUUGCAAGCGAGCCGGCAGCAGCUCCGCCUGCUUCUGAGCCACCUGGCGGCGGUGUGGAUUGCGAGGAAGCUGUGCCGGCUCAGCCCGUUGAUCCUGAACCUGCUGUCCCCGAGCCGGCCGAGCCAAGUUCCUCCUCGAGACCUGCAGCUGCUGCAGGAGACGGAGAGCGAGCUCCAGUGGUCAGGGUGAACCGGUCGCCUGAAGAUAUCUUGAUGAAGAUAACACCUCCUGGGGCUUGGCUGGGGUUGUCAUAUGGCGAUCACCGCUUCACCAGCAAGUACGAGGUGGCGGCUGACAAAGCAGCUGUCUUGGAGGGUACGCAAUUUGUCCAAAGAACCAUGGAUCGAUCUUUUCGUACCAUCCGAACCUGGGAGGAAGCACUGAGCCAAGUCCAUGAGUUCAACUGGACCAAGUGGCAGCUGCUAAAGCAUCACGGUGGUAAGUUUGCCUUGCCGGCUGGUGCAGAGGAGCAGGAACCGGGCCGCAUACCUCCAGAUGUGCUGGAUGCUUUGAGGUCUGUCGUUGAGAAGAUGCCUCCGCCCAAAACCAGAGCCGCCUGA